CCAUCCCCCACCUCAGGCUAAGACACAAGGCAUCUACUAUCAAGCUUUGCAAUCGCCCGCCGAAGCCUCCUCCCAUUCACUCUGCGUAACAUCAUCAGCGAGUUCCGAAGAGAUGCUAACUUCCACACAGUCGGUCAGAUUGAGAAUGGUCAGCCUCAAGUGGAUUCUUUGGAGUGGCAUGUUAUCUCUGGUGCGCUCUGAAUUGAAACUGUGCGCAGAGUACGAGUCCGAGAAGAGACUGGCGCAUGACUCACAGUGCCAGGAUGUCAAAGAUGGCGCUAUCUGCGUUGUGUUACCGUCAUCACCGAAAAGCGACAAAUGUCGUCUCUCUUGUAUCAAGAGGAAGCAUCAGAACGUGUGCGAAUGUAAAUGUGCAGUAGCCUAAGCCUGCAGCUUGGUAGCAAAAACUCGAGCCAUUUUCCUUCUCGCAGACCAAAGCCUACACGCAUCUACUCAUGUC
Messenger RNA from Protomyces lactucae-debilis, 460 nucleotides. RefSeq lists its product as uncharacterized. The transcript has a single exon. The annotation marks the transcript as partial. The record is from RefSeq and is a predicted model, not a curated record. Lineage: Eukaryota; Fungi; Ascomycota; Taphrinomycetes; Taphrinales; Protomycetaceae.